GAUGGAAUCCUUACUCUCGGCUAAGCGCGUAGUGAUGAGUGGGGGAAAUCCAACUCCUAUCCUCGAGAAUUUUGAGACAAUAUAAUCGACUUAUUAUACUAAUUUACAUAGAAUACCUGGGGGGUUUCCUGGCAAGUAAUAGCCCAUAGCCCAAGUUCCGUAGGCAUUAAUGUUAAUUGCAUUCCAAGGGAGUGAGAGAGAUGGCGAUUAUUCUUCCUGUGGACCUGAACUUUCCACUUCCUGCUGCAGCUUCUUCGCUUAUUUUCUCUUUUUCUUGUUCGAUUUUCCAGAGCAAUCGCAGAAUUCCCGUCAAGUCCAUCCCGGUUUCACUCUCAAACUCCAACUUUACGUUUCCAUUUCCAGGUCCUAAAUUCGAUUUCAGGGAAAAGGGGAGAAGCGGUAGAUCGAGGAUCACUCCUUACUGCGCCGAAAAUUCUGACAAGGAAAAGUCUAGAAUUGUGAAGGAAAAAAGCGUAUCGGUGAUUCUUUUGGCUGGGGGGAAGGGAAAAAGGAUGGGAGCGAGCAUGCCAAAGCAGUAUCUUCUUUUAGGCCAACCAAUUGCUUUGUAUAGUUUGUACACUUUCUCACGAUUGAUUCAAGUGAAGGAAAUCAUUGUGGUUUGUGAUCCCUCUUACAAGGACAUUUUUGAAGGAACCAAAGGGAAGCUUUGUGUUGAAGUUAAAUUUACACUUCCUGGGAAGGAAAGGCAAGAUUCUGUCUACAGUGGCCUUCAGGCAGUCGAUUCGAGUUCAGAGCUUGUUUGCAUUCAUGAUUCUGCAAGACCUUUAGUAUCAACAGGAGAUAUUGAAAAGGUUCUUAAAGAUGGUUGGCUGAAUGGAGCGGCUGUACUUGGUGUUCCUGUAAAAGCUACGAUAAAAGAGGCCAAUAGCCAAUCCUUUGUUGUCAGAACUCUGGACAGGAAAACGCUUUGGGAAAUGCAGACUCCACAGGUCAUUAAACCCGACUUGCUUAAUAAAGGUUUUGAGCUAGUAAAUAGAGGAGGACUUGAAGUCACUGAUGACGUAUCUAUUGUGGAGCACCUCAAGCAUCCUGUAUAUAUUACCGAAGGAUCUUAUACCAACAUCAAGGUCACAACCCCAGAUGAUUUAUUGCUUGCGGAGAGAAUAAUGAGUUUGAGCACUGGAGAUGGCUAGACUAUAUGGGCUUAAUUUGUGUAUCAUAUUGUUGUAGAAAUGGCAUUUUCUUUUAAUAAUUUUGAAAAUUGUUGGAGUGAAA
Messenger RNA from Juglans microcarpa x Juglans regia, 1236 nucleotides. Its product is annotated as 2-C-methyl-D-erythritol 4-phosphate cytidylyltransferase, chloroplastic. NCBI's taxonomy places the organism in Eukaryota, Viridiplantae, Streptophyta, Magnoliopsida, Fagales, Juglandaceae. Gene Ontology annotation, biological process: isoprenoid biosynthetic process. The record is from RefSeq and is a predicted model, not a curated record. Gene Ontology annotation, molecular function: 2-C-methyl-D-erythritol 4-phosphate cytidylyltransferase activity.